Molecule: messenger RNA, 5009 nt
Organism: Megalobrama amblycephala (Wuchang bream)
Lineage: Eukaryota; Metazoa; Chordata; Actinopteri; Cypriniformes; Xenocyprididae
Gene: sh3rf1
Product: SH3 domain containing ring finger 1
Exons: 12
Coding region: 523-3192 (889 amino acids)
Molecular function (GO): protein binding
Source: RefSeq, a predicted model, not a curated record
GCAAAGCGGUUGCUGCAUUCCCUCAGCUGUGCGUUUUGAAAACCCUCCCUCCCGACUACACGUCCGCCGCUGUGUCCCAUAGUAUCAACAGAGCUCGUCAUGGCGCUCGGACGCAGGAACUCGCUUCUCCUGUUUUUCUUUGCUUUCUUCUAAAUUUAAUCUACCUGAAUCUCUCGGACUCGGAUUUUUUUGUUGUUUGAACAGAACGACCCAAGAACGAUGACCAGUUCUUUGCUGUGAUAUACAGAUCUGAAUAUGUAAACUUGUGUCCAACUGGGCGAUCAAGAUUUCAGGAUCCCUUUUCCAGGGCGAAUUCCCUACUUUGAGGAACUCGGGAAAGAAACUGUUCUGGAAGAAGAGGAGGAGUGAGAAGGGGCCCUUAUUUAAGUGAAUGCUCGAGAUAUGAUCAUGACUGCGGCAUGGGAGUGACGUGACAGCAGGAUUGGACUUUCCCUCCAAACAACCUUAUAUCCACACUCCCACACCAUGCGCUUCUCUCUUCGGAGAGACAAAACUGUCUGAAUGAACGACUACACUGAGAAAGAUUGUGCGAGUGUGAAAAUGGAUGAGUCUGCGCUCCUGGACCUGUUGGAGUGUCCGGUCUGCCUGGAGCGGCUGGACGCCACGGCAAAGGUGUUGCCGUGCCAGCACACGUUUUGUCGCCGCUGCCUGCUUGGAAUUGUGGGGUCACGCGGAGAACUGCGCUGCCCGGAGUGCCGCACGCUAGUGGAGAGUGGCGUGGAUGAGUUGCCUAGCAACAUCCUCCUGGUACGGCUACUUGAUGGCAUCAAGCAGAGGCCAAGGAGGACGGGAAGCAUGCAUGGCACAUGCACUAAUGGAUCAGCAGCGGCGGUGGUCAGAGCACAGGGUGCCGGAGGAGGCCAGAGGGAUCCAGGUCCCACGGGGGCACAGUCUCAGAGGGUCCAGGCCAAGAGCACUCCAGUUAGGGGAGUUCCUCAGCUACCCUGUGCCAAGGCCUUAUACAACUAUGAUGGCAAAGAACCCGGAGAUCUCAAGUUCAGCAAGGGUGACAUCAUCAUCCUGCGCCGGCAGGUGGAUGAAAACUGGUACCAUGGAGAGAUGGGUGGUGUCCAUGGAUUCUUCCCCACUAACUUUGUCCAGGUCAUCAAACCUCUCCCACAGCCACCCCCUCAAUGCAAGGCCCUGUAUGACUUUGAGCUGAAAGACAAGGAGGCUGACAAGGACUGCUUGCCAUUCUCAAAGGAUGAUAUUCUUACUGUGAUUCGUCGUGUGGAUGAGAACUGGGCGGAAGGCAUGCUGGGAGAUAAGAUUGGCAUCUUCCCCAUAUCUUACGUAGAGUUUAACACUGCAGCUCGACAGCUCAUAGAACUGGACAAGCCAUCUGAAGGUGGGGGUGAUUCCAGUGAAGGGCCAUCGUCCUCUUCCUCAGGCCCCCAGGCCAACGGCUCCCAGAAAGCUACUGGGGAGAAGAAGAACAGUAAGAAGCGACACUCCUUCACCUCCCUGACUAUGUCCCAUAAGCCUUGCCUGGCCCCUCCACCCCAGAGACACUCCAUGGAGAUCAGCGGCCCGGUUCUGAUCAGCUCCUCCAACCCCACAGCUGCAGCCCGGAUCGGAGAACUCAGCGGAGGCCUGUCCUCUAGCGCACCUUCACAGGUUCACAUUUGCACAACAGGACUCAUUGUUACUCCUCCACCUAGCAGUCCUGUCACCACGGCGACAGUUUUCACAUUUCCCCCAGAAACCAGCUAUGCUUCUAUUCCAGUGGAUGCUCUUCCUCCUCCACCUCCUCCUCCACCUCAGUCCCAGUCCUCAGCUGUGGGCGCUGCUGCCUUGAAUGCUGGUCAAAGGCCGUCACCUGCUGCGGGUGACCAGAGUGGCCGUCAGAGACCUACAGUGUAUGUGGCGAUGUUUCCCUACACGCCCCGUAAGGAAGAUGAGUUGGAAUUGAGGAAGGGAGAGAUGUUUCUGGUGCUGGAGCGCUGUCAGGACGGCUGGUUUAAAGGAACAUCCAUGCACACUGGCAAGAUUGGAGUGUUCCCUGGUAACUACAUGAGUCCUGUCAACAGGACUGUUUCUGGCAGCAGUCAGCCAAAAGUUCCCCUGACCCUGUGCUCCCAGGCUGGACGUGGCGUCACCAUUGUUAGCCCCUCCUCUGCUCCUCUUGGAGCCGCCCUGGGGAGUGUCGACCCCAGCAAACCCCUUCCAGUCUGCCCAAAUCCCACCCCAUCUUGCUCACUACCUGCUGCUGUAGUAACAGCUGCACAUAUACCCACUGGUCAGCACCCCAAAGUGCUCAUGCAUGUGACGUCACAGAUGACAGUUAACCAGGCACGCAGUGCGGUCAGAACAGCUGUGAGUCACAGUCAGGACCGGCCUACGGCAGCAGUGACGCCCAUCCAAUCCCACAAUCCUGUGGCUUACCUUCCUAGCACAGCUGUGGUUCUUCAGGCCUCACCUGUCCUCGGCUCCAGCCCGGGAUCCUCCUCAGCCAGAGUCGGUGUGGCUAUGGGAUGUGCGGCCGCCUCCUUGACCCCUCCUAAUGUUAGCGCUGCUUCUUUGGACGGUGAUGUCAUGAGACCUGUGUCUGUGGUAACACUUCCUGUGAACCCUGGCAGCGCAAAAUCUCUGGGUGCAGCCUCGAACCAUGGUGUUGCUUGUAGAUUGGAUAAAGACUGCAAGAGAGAGAAGAAAGGCCUGCUGAAACUGCUAUCUAAUAAAAAGAAGCUCCGCCCAUCUCCUCCAUCCUCCCCUACACUGGAAGCGGAGCAAUCUAUUUCCAUGGAGAUCCCCCAGGGGGCCGUUGGACCUGAAAUGGCUCCGCCCAGCUCAGCAUCGGUGGCGGUAGGACACAACGGUCGCGCUGUGCCCUGUCCCAUGGAUUCUGAGCUCUCUGUGUCCUCAUCUUCAUCAAACGCAGAUGCAGCGUCACACAGGAGCAGCUCCCAGGACAACACCGCCCCGAUCGCCCCGCCUCCACGACAGCCAUGCUCCUCCCUCCUCUCCAUGCAGCACGACGGACGACCGAUCGUGUGUGAAAGGUACCGUGUGGUGGUGUCUUACCCUCCCCAAAGCGAAGCAGAGCUGGAACUCAAGGAGGGAGACAUUGUAUUUGUGCACAGAAAACGAGAGGACGGCUGGUUUAAAGGAACACUACAGAGAAACGGUCGAACCGGGCUGUUUCCUGGCAGCUUUGUUGACAGUAUCUAACGCACAUGGUGUCUAAGAACGUAAUAACUAGAUAUCAAAUUCUCCAUCACUGAAAAUACAACACUGAACUUCAGCCUUAAUAGUUCAGAUUGAUGAUCAGUAGGACUGGGCUGCUUGUGACUGUGAUCCGACUGCUGGAGUCUGCAAACUAUGAGGGUCGUCUUUUGCAUGGAUUUGACAACAGUCUUACGAAAAUCUCAAAACCACCUUGACCGGUCCUAGUCGUUCAGCAUUAGAUCAAAUACUUUCUUGAAACACACAGAAGUGAGAGAGUUUUAGUCGUCGCAAUAGGUACCCUAUUUCUAGCACAGUAGAUGAAGUUGUGAUAGGAUUCGUUAAUUUAUGCAUAUGUAACAUUUCAAAGACGUUUAAUGUGUGCCUUGUACUGUCUCACUUUACUGUAUAUAAGCAAAGCGAAGCUGAUCUGAGUCAUGACAAGAACAAUAUGAUUUUUUUCAUCUGAAAAACAUUUAACUUAUUUUUGUUUUGUAGGAACUGAGUUUUUGAGGGAAGUUUUGUUAUGUGAGCCGAUUGGUCAAAUGCCUGUAGAGCCUGAAUAAUGUCACUGAUGGUCAUUUGCUUGAAAUAAAACAAAAAUCAAUACCUGAUAAAGAACUCAGAAAGGUUGGUUUGACCAUCCAUGUUUACUUCAGCUGCAUGUAAUUGGCUCUUUGAGUCAUAGGACAAGCCUGUAGUCUCGUGUUCUGUGUGUAAACCGAAAAGGUGAAAUGGCAUUUGUAAAGGUUUGCUGUAGCUACACUGAGUGAGGGAAUGAAGGAUAGCAUAGUAUGUUUUUUAAAAAAGAACAAUAUUACCCUCAGACAUCUUAAUCAAAUAUUGCUAAUAAUCCUUUGCAAUAACAUUAUGGUCUAAUUGAUGGUUUUGGAUAGUAGAAAAGUCAUUGAACAGAACAGAAACAAUCACUCGUAUUAAGGCACACACACCCCGAUAUCUUACAGUGAUAGUGCCAUUAUGCUUUUGUGCACAUGUGUUUGUGUGUUUGUUCCCUCUCUGGUUUUUACAGCUGCUUUAGUUUCCUUCAGAAUGCUGUACCGGUCCAUACAACCAACCCGUUUGCUCCUGUUUGAGCUCCCGAAAAUCAUCUUCAUUGAUUAUUACAGUUAUGCCGUUUGCAGUAGCCUUAACAUUACAUUACAAACUGCUUGAUUUCACGUGAGUGAGCUAGAAACAAUGUCUAACCAAAUUCACACACAUUGACAUUGGUUUUUAUUUCUCCAAGCCGGGUCUGUUCUGAUGUUGUCUGCUGUACUUUAGUAUUUUAUGUGAUAUUUCAUGUUCUGUAUACUUGAAAAUGGUGUUUGUGUAUUUCUAUGCUUCCUACAGUAGAUGAAAUGUUUUAUUAUUAUUAUUAUUAUUAUUAUGAAAGCACAAAAUUGAUCUUUGAUAUUAUUAUUAUUAUUUUUUUUUUUAGUAUUGAUAGAUAUGAUUUAUGCCCCUUAAAACGGUUCAUUUUGGAGAUUGCUCUCUUCUGUUGUUGUCUUGAUGCCUUUACAACUAACAAGAUGGCCUUCAGUUGUUGUGUUAGUGAGAUUUACCAAACCUGUUAAAAGGUUUUAUUUGAAUCAUUAGAUUAAACCAGGAGCAUUUCACUGCUGGAAUCAAGCAUGUUCAGACAGAGUUGAUACAUUAAAAAGAGAGUUGAUUUCAGUCAAGAUUUUAUUCACACAUUGCAAGUCAGUAAAUGGCGUAUUAGUCACACAGCAGAACAAAAUUCACUUAACAUUUCAUUUAAACUUAUUAAAGUGUGUGUUAGAUGUGAGGGGUACAAAAUAAAGUAAUAACUUUUAUGAAACAUG